Paramuricea clavata is the source of this 452-nucleotide messenger RNA. The record is from the annotation of a GenBank genome assembly. Lineage: Eukaryota; Metazoa; Cnidaria; Anthozoa; Malacalcyonacea; Plexauridae.
AUGGAAAACCAGUUGGAGGUAGAGCAGGAAGACUCACCAGGUCUACAAUUGAUAAAUUGCAAAGUACUAUGGUAUAAUGCCAUCAUCAGAAGGUGUGUUGAUAAAAAAGCAAAAACUGAUCCAGAAAUUGAGAAUACUGUAAAGAAAAUGCAGUGUGCGGUGAAAGGAGUAUUGUAGAUAAGUAAACAAGGCAUCAAUACUGUCCUGAUGGUGAAAGUUCUUGGUGUUCUUACAAGAGAGACAAAGAUGUUGGAACCAAUGCUCCUUUUGUGAACAAAUCGCAUCAUUUUGAUCCUGUCUUUUUAGAAUUGUUAACCCCGCUAUUCAACAGACUAAGUGAAGAAGUUGUUGAAGGAGUACGUACCAGGACUUUCACAGAAUGUGGAACAGAUGUCCAAAGCACAAAAACGGAGGGAUCAAGUCUGUUGAGACAGCAACAGCCUCAGCAAUAA